AUGUUGCUGAUAUUUUUUUAACUAUGUUGCCUUUCAUUAGGAUAUUUUGUUUACAAACCAUUCACUACAGUUUAAGUAGAAAUUGAGUUUUAUUAAUUAGUCUGGUCCUUGUGACACAACUAGCAAUAUUUUGUAAAUACCAAACAGCCUUUUAGGUCCAGCUUAUAAAUAGUUUACAGUAGAAGGUUGGUUCAAGAAAGAUUCAUUAUUAAGUACAAGUAGAAACCUUCUAUUCUUAAUUGGUCCAGAUACUAAUAAUUAUGCGUAUGUUUAUAUGAAUUAAAAAUAAUAGUAAUUUUCAUUUGGCUGCUACUCUAAAUGAAUAAUUAAAAGUGUAGAGUUGUUAUACAAUUAAAGAUUGUAUGA
Molecule: messenger RNA, 366 nt
Organism: Paramecium sonneborni
Lineage: Eukaryota; Ciliophora; Oligohymenophorea; Peniculida; Parameciidae
Source: the annotation of a GenBank genome assembly